Messenger RNA from Helianthus annuus (common sunflower), 759 nucleotides. RefSeq names its product G-type lectin S-receptor-like serine/threonine-protein kinase At4g27290. Bases 1 to 759 code for a protein of 252 amino acids. The record is from RefSeq and is a predicted model, not a curated record. The transcript has a single exon. Lineage: Eukaryota; Viridiplantae; Streptophyta; Magnoliopsida; Asterales; Asteraceae.
AUGGAGAGAGUAGCUAUAUAUGUUCUUUUACUUUUUUCACUCCACAUUCAGAAAAUCUAUACGGCCAAAAUCGGCAUCAUUUCAGAUCAACAGUUCUUGACAGAAAAAAACACAUUGGUCUCGUCGGCCAGAACCUUUGAACUGGGCUUUUUCAAGCCGGGUAGCUCUGGGAAUGGCUACCUCCUUGGUAUUUGGUAUAAGAAAAUAUCUGUUAAAACGGUAGUUAGGGUGGCCAAAAGAGAUCGCCCACUCACCGUCGCAUCAUCAGGUGUGUUAAAGAUUGUCCAUCCAGGAAGUCUUGUCCUCAUGAGCAAUAAUAGUAUAAUGUGGUCAUCCAACACAACAUCAUCAGGAAAUGCAACUGCAAAGCUUGAUGACUCUGGAAAUUUAGUAGUGAUAGACGGACACAACAAAAGUAUUCUCUGGCAGAGUUUUGAUUAUCCAACUGAUACCUUUUUACCGGGCAUGAAGUUCGGGAGGGACAACUUGACAGGCAGGGAAUGGCAUCUAUCGUCACCGAAAAGCAGUGAAGAUCUAGCUCCAGGUAAAUAUAUCGUAAGCGUAGACACAAAUGGUUAUCCUCAGAUCAUAAUCAAAGACACAAAUGAUAGCCUCAGAUUCAGGGCCGGACCAUGGAAUGGUGUAGGGCUUAGUGGGGCUUUAGCGUUCGACCAGAAGAAUACAUUAAGAUACAAUAUGGUUAUUAGUUGUUGGCAGCGGAAGUUUGUCCUGAACAUCAACAUCAUAUGUAGAACUUGA